Lentinula edodes (shiitake mushroom) is the source of this 2498-nucleotide messenger RNA. RefSeq lists its product as uncharacterized. Lineage: Eukaryota; Fungi; Basidiomycota; Agaricomycetes; Agaricales; Omphalotaceae. The transcript has 2 exons. The record is from RefSeq and is a predicted model, not a curated record. The coding region runs from base 200 to 2128 and encodes 642 amino acids.
CCCAUCUCACCACACCCCAAUUCCUUUGUUAAGCUUUUCUUUUCUUUUCACUGUCGUUAACAGGGCUACUGCCGUUCUCGUCGUUCUCGUUGAUUGCUCAUCGGAUAUUCAGAGCAUCCGAAGAACGGCUGCCCGUGGAUAAAGCAUUCAUUCCUAGGCAGUCGAGGUCUUCAUAGGCGUCUCUCAGCAUAAACACCCCAUGUUGGAUUCCGCCGCGAGGAACGUUGACGACGACGAGUGGCAAGUCGUACUAGCAGACUGGCCGCGGAUUCAUUUUGAGGCAAUCUCCUGGACACACAAUCCUCCAGGCUCUCAUGGGGCCCCAUGCAAAGCUAUCUGUAGACCUCCAACGAAGUCACAUUACCUUGUAAAGCAGACUGAUGGCAACUCUGCGGACUUGGAACAAGAGCUAAACGCCGAACUGGUUGGUGUUUCAAUUGCAUUUGAUGUUCUCACUGCAUAUGAAGCUACAUCCGGAUUCCAUUACAACUCGUGUUUGGACGUACGAGGCGUUGAAUCCACUAGCGCAAACGUCGCAGAUAUUUCUUGCCAGAUUGACGAAAAGGACGUUGCUGCCUGCAAGAAGAACUGGAACGAAAUAGUGCAGAGUUUGACUGGUGACUUCGCGGAGGACAGGGAUACUAGUAGCAGCAGUGGCAGUGACUCGGGCUCGUUAGCGAGUUCCUUGAUGUUUGACUCUAGCGACUGCCUGUAUCCGAAUUAUGUAUCAAUGCCUUCAACUCCAAAACCACAUGCACCUUCUUCUUAUGGUGCUGCUAGAAGCAGUCCGUCGGUUUCUCCGCACUCGAAAUUAAAUGCGUUUGCCUCUUCAUUCACGCCAUCUGGAUCAUCAGUUCCAUCGCUCACCUUCUCAAACAAUGCUUCUCCUCUUACUACUAGAAGCUCCCCUUCCCCCACGCUACACGAUUUUGUCUUUCCUUCUCUCAACUCUACCAAAGUUUCUUCGUAUCCCAAACUCAAGAUCGAGAAAGAUGAUCAGGGAUUUUAUACAAAUAUGGAGGCGGAAACGGAGUUAGUCACCCCGAAAUCCCACAUGCAUCCAUCUACCCUUUUACCUGCUUUUCUACAAGAUGACCAUAUUCGGCGGAAGGGUUUAUCAUCGAAGACGCGCGCGCUUGUAGACCGAUUGCGGUCGAGACAGUCCACUACGACUCACGAAGAAUCUGGAUACAAUUUGAGCCCUAGCCCUGUUGAUUCCGAAUUACACGACUCUCAAGGAACGACAUUUGAUGUUGAUGACAGUGCCAGCUCCUCGUUUUCUGAAUCGCGCUCGAUUUCCGGAGUUCCUUCUCUGACUUCGACAAAUUUAUCGAGCGACACAGAUGGCUGGAUUGGCCUUGAAGAACUUCACAGAUCUUCACCUCCAAAGUCUCGAAAGAGAAAUGGUCCCAAUCUGUCUCUUUCCACCACCCCAAUGCAUCGUCGAACGGGAUCUGGGCCUGCGGCAUUAGAGACGGAGCCGCAAGUUCGGAGCCCCUCCUCUUCGUCUUCGCAGGGACCCGCGUUAUCUUCGUCGUCAUCAUCCUCUUCUUCGAGCAUUUUGUCACCACCCACACCGCCUGUCAUCACGAACAACGAUGGAUGGAUCGAGGUUUCCGAGAUUUCGCGCAAAAAAUCCAUCUCGUUCGUACCAACGAAGAAGCCAUCUAGGGUUUCAAAUAGGAAAAUGGAAACUGAGCCUCUCACGUUCCCAACGUUGAAUGCAACCCCACAAACCAAUUCCCGCUCGCAUACUCGCAAUGCAAGUUCGGCUGGUUCGUCUAAAUCAACGAAAGCGUACAAGUCGGCCCCUGCAGGUGUUCUCCCUCUUUCACCUCCUGCGCCAGCUUCCAAUUACGGUUACUAUGUCCCGCCUGCUCUUCCUGUCGCUCCAACCGUGUCUUAUGCGCCGUAUGCAGUGAAUCCUAUGACGCCAUAUGCGACUAUGAUGCCACAGUAUUACCCUCACCAAUAUGCAUAUCAGCAACAACAUACGCAUCCUCAGCAGUAUCCUUAUCAUCACCGCGGACAUAGCGUUGCGGUACCGUCGAUUGGGACGAUGCCUGCUAGUUACGUGAUACCUAAUGCAACGGCCUCACCGAUGACUAUCAGGCUCGGAAUGUGGUAAUCUGCAAAGGAAAAGUUGACCUUUCCGCUCAUGCAUUGAGUGAUUUUCUGUUUCUUCUGUUGUACUUUUUUUAACUCAUACUGUUCACCAUACAAACCUACAUGUUUUCCUGAUUUUUUCCAAUUCCAUACAUAAUCGCAUCCAUUGAGCAUAAAUCAUCGGUCGUCUUCCUUCACCUUUCUUGUUGUAAGUCAAACUUUUUUGGCCUCUUACUCGAAUAUUCUUGUUGCCGGUUUUACAUUAUUAUAAUGUACAUACGUUCUUAUGCUUGUCUUUCUUAUUGCUGUAACAUUGGAACCACACGUAUGCCUCCUGGCUUUGACCCGGUAGUUUUGUACUGGGACUUCUGGUAGUAGUGGUCAAUACAUAU